AUGGAUUCUGGGUCUCUUUGGGCUGCCAACUCGACCCCUGGGGGGGUCUCUGCCCCCAAUGCCACAACACCCUGGCUGGGCCGGGAUGAGGACCUGGCCAAGGUGGAGAUCGGGGUCCUGGCCACUGUCCUUGUGCUGGCGACAGGGGGCAACCUGACUGUGCUGCUGACCCUGAGCCGGUCGGGUCGCAAGCACUCCCGCAUGCACCUCUUUGUGCUGCACCUAGCCUUGACCGACCUGGGUGUGGCUCUUUUCCAGGUGCUGCCCCAGCUGCUGUGGGACAUCACCUACCGUUUCCAGGGCCCCGACUUCCUUUGUCGGGCCAUCAAGUACCUGCAGGUGCUCAGUAUGUUCGCCUCCACCUACAUGCUGCUGGCCAUGACGCUGGACCGCUACCUGGCCGUCUGCCACCCCCUACGCAGCCUCCAGCAGCCCAACCAGUCCACCUACCCACUCAUCGCUGCUCCUUGGCUGCUGGCCGCCCUCCUCAGCCUUCCUCAAGUCUUCAUCUUCUCCUUGCGGGAGGUGAUCCAGGGCUCAGGGGUGCUGGACUGCUGGGCAGACUUCCGCUUCCCCUGGGGGCCACGGGCCUACAUCACUUGGACCACCCUCGCCAUCUUCGUCGUGCCUGUGACUGUGCUCACGGCCUGCUACAGCCUCAUCUGCCACGAGAUCUGUAAGAACUUGAAGGUCAAGAUGCAGGCUGGGAGGGUAGAAGGAAGGGGCUGGAGGACGCCGGGCAGGCCCUCGCAGUGUGCCCCAGCUGCAGCCACACGGGGGCUGCCGUCCCGGGUCAGCAGCACCAGUACCAUCUCCAGGGCCAAGGUCCGAACAGUGAAGAUGACCUUUGUCAUUGUGCUGGCCUAUAUCGCCUGCUGGGCACCCUUCUUCAGUGUCCAGAUGUGGUCCGUGUGGGAUGAGAACGCACCUGAUGAAGAUUCCACCAACGUAGCUUUCACCAUCUCCAUGCUUUUGGGCAACCUUAGCAGCUGCUGCAACCCCUGGAUCUACAUGGCCUUCAACAGCCACUUGUUGCCACGCCCCCUGCACCACCUUGCCUGCUGUGGGGGUCCUCCACCCCGGAUGCGCAGGCAGCUCUCCAAUGGCAGCCUCUUGAGCCACCACACCAUCCUGCUCACUCGCUCCAGCUGCCCACCCACCCACAACCUCAGCCUCAGCCUCAGCGUUAGGCCUGGUCCUGAAGAGUCCCUGAAAGGCUUAGAGCAGGCGGACGGGGAAGCCAGUGCUGUGACCAGCAUCUUCUAG
Messenger RNA from Choloepus didactylus (southern two-toed sloth), 1266 nucleotides. It is a transcript of the gene AVPR1B, whose product is annotated as arginine vasopressin receptor 1B. The record is from RefSeq and is a predicted model, not a curated record. The coding region runs from base 1 to 1266 and encodes 421 amino acids. Gene Ontology annotation, cellular component: membrane. The transcript has 2 exons. Lineage: Eukaryota; Metazoa; Chordata; Mammalia; Pilosa; Megalonychidae. Gene Ontology annotation, biological process: G protein-coupled receptor signaling pathway; regulation of systemic arterial blood pressure by vasopressin; positive regulation of vasoconstriction. Gene Ontology annotation, molecular function: peptide binding; vasopressin receptor activity.